Penicillium brasilianum is the source of this 1266-nucleotide messenger RNA. Lineage: Eukaryota; Fungi; Ascomycota; Eurotiomycetes; Eurotiales; Aspergillaceae. The record is from the annotation of a GenBank genome assembly.
AUGGAACCAAGCUCGAAUUCUACAUGUGACUCGGAUCCCGCGCUACAGAUAUGCGUCAAGUGCUGCCUUGAAAAACCAAUCGAGCAAUUCGUGUCAAGAACGAAAGCCAAGCGACCGACCACAUGGUGCAGCGACUGUCGACACUACGGCAACGAGGGCCGCAAGCGCUGGGCAGCGAGUAGGAAAUUGAGGCUCGAAGGAGAGAAGAACUCUGAGUCACAAGAGAAAGUCAACAACGGGGAAUCUGAGAAGGAACGAGAAGGCACAGCAACUCCAAUGUUCAGCAAGAAAGCCCAUCGGGUUCCUCCCAGCCGUAAUCAUCGGGUUCCUCCCAGCCGUAAUAUGGCUCCCUAUAUGAUACCUACAGAAACCCAGCCGCACAUGAACCCUGAGUCCGCGUAUCCCUCGACGAUCCCAGAGUGGACUCAAGUCCCAAUUCCAGGCCCGACAGCAAGAUAUCAGAUAUAUCCAAGCCCUGGUUACGUUCCAUACAUGACCCCUAUACCUGGCAACUACUCUCUCCCGGGAGCACUCACAAGCUUCCAAAUGGUCACACCUCCUGCUAACCCAGCCGAAAUGUACCCUAUGGUGUGCAACCAUGGCCAUGGGCCGCCAACUUCCAUGAUACAAAGCGCGCAAUGGGUCGCACCCAACUAUUUCAAUGCUAAGCCUGCCGUUCAAGACAACAAUGGGACGUGUACUAGCCAUCCCGAAAGUCAAGCCUUCGAGCAUGCUACUUCCAAAAACGAAAGCUCCCAAAAAGGAACCCCCUGUCAUGGCAUCUUGAAUUAUGGAAUCCUCGAUAACCGAUUUUCAAACAGUACCACAUCCCAGGCUGAAACCCCGGGUCCUGUGACGGUCAAGGAGAAAGAUUCCGAUAAUGGAGACACACUGAGAGUAGUCUCCGUAAAGGGAUCAUCAGCGUCAUCAUCAUCCACAGGUGUCGCAGUCAACGGACUUCGGGUCCAGUCCAAUGGGUGGGAGGAAAGAAAGGAGAAGAUCGGCGAAGGAUGUCCAGAAGAGAAGUUUCGGGUCUCUUCUGAGGAUCCUGUAUCUUCGCCAGCGCUAUAUUUCAUUUGCUUAUCCUGUAGCACUCCGAGGCCAACACGCCUGGUGGAUGACGGUAUCUGUGUUUACUGCUUCGAAUUUCCGACGCAAUAUUGCAUCCAAGGAGGUCACGAGGUUGACAGACCCUUAUUCAUGGACACCGAUGGGCGAUUACACGAGGUUUGCAAUCAUUGUCGUUCUACUUCCGGGUCACCGUAG